CACACUUCCACCUAAAGCUCUUCCCGCCAUUCAGUUCAAAUGACGAUGGACGACAAGGAAAAUGCGGUUCCAGAAGAAAUCUUGCGCCAUGGCUCACGAAAGCCGAAGAAGCCACCUCCAGUCACCCCGAAACGCUUCACACGUUUCUUUACGCCACGCUCUUCCAUCAGUCGAGUCACGAAAACCACACCAAGCAAGGCAGGGCGACAACUGAGAGAAAUCACUCAGCAAGGGCUGAAUGCGAAGUCAGCCAAGUUUUCAAGGAGCAGAUCACCUCGAAAGACCGUCGUGUUCCAAGAUAUAGAUCAGCUUCAGAAUGCGGUUGUUACUCCUUCAAUGUCGUCGAAAAAGAGGAAGGCAUACCUGAGCCCUGAGUCACUACCUUUUGACUCAUCUCCUUGCAAAAGAACCUGUCCAGAAGAAAACAUAGAGGAAUGUAUUCCAAGCUCGCCGCCAGAGUAUGUGCGACAUAAUCGAGUGCUCUUGGACCGAAGCGUUAGCCCUGAGCUUAGGCUACCACCGCGACCAAUACGCCAUAUCUCAAACUCGAAUAUUAGCGGUGAAACUUUGGAGAGGUCAUUCGGAGGCAUAAAGAUUACAGGGAGAGGAAGGCGGAGACCGAAUUGCACAUAUUGGCAAGCUCAUGCAGCGGACUUUUACUCACGACCCGAAGAUGCACAUCUCUAUACUGGUUCGGCUUUGCCGUACUGCACAACGAGCUGCAAUACCAACUCAUUAAUUGCCGUUGGUGAUGAGACGGGCACGAUUAGCAUCAUAGAUACCGCUAAGGACAGCAAGCAUGGUUUCUCAGCGACGCAUUUGACCUUUCAGCCGCACGCCAAUGCAGUUAUGGACUUAGCCUUCUCUUCAGACGACACUAUGUUGGCAACAGCGUCUGGAGAUCAGACUUCCCGAAUCAUAGAUAUGCAUACUCAAAGGGUCAAAUACAUAAUGCAUGCUCACUCCACCUCUGUUAAGCAAGUUCGAUUUCAACCUGGCAAUGACAAUGUCUUGGCUACCUCAAGUCGGGAUGGUGAUAUUCACAUCUGGGACUUGCGGUGCAAAGGGAGCGAAACUCUGAUCGUAGAGACUAGUCGACCAACUCAUGUGACAAUGGCUAGUUUACUUACUAAACAGUACAAAGCAUUCAAUGCCAGCCCAUAUAAUAGCAUACUGGCAGCGCAUUCUUCUCCCUACCCAACUGCUGAUGAGGUGCCAUCAUCCACAAGAGAUGCGGCAGGCAAGGAUCCAUCCACUUUGGCAGUAUCGCGAAAUGGUAUCGUUUCUGUAACAGCAUUGGCAUUUUUGAACUCUCCUGGCAGAUCACAUUUACUCCUAUCGGGCUCAGAAGCAAGCACAACGCUACGUCUGUGGGAUAUUAGGAACAGAUAUUCACGGCGUGGCCCAGCAACACCGCUUUCGACAACUCUUGAGCCGGAGUCGCAUUCUCGGCAUCGGCAUUUUGGCAUCACGUCUCUCCUCCUCAACCAGCAGGGAAGCAGAAUCUUUGUCUUGAGUAGAGACAGUACCGUAUACGCAUACAGCGCGGCGCAUCUCAUAAAUGGCCAUGCACCGCAGCUUGAGCGAGAUUUUACGGCAAAACACCAGCGGUCUAUGGCCGACAGCCGCAAAGGGCUGGGCCCACUCUACGGACUACGGCAUCCGAAACUACAUGCGUCAACAUUUUACGUCAAGGCUGCUCUUCGACCUGCCAAGGAUGACAAGGUAGAGAUGUUGGCCGUUGGCAGUGCGGACGGAUGUGCUGUUCUCUUCCCUACCGACGAGUCCAGUUUCCCCUCUACGGAACCUGUGCUACUCCCUUCUGGAAUGAAUACACCACUCGUUGGUCCAGCGUCUAGUCCUCUAUCAACUGUACGGCCACCCCUUCGACGAGCUGCAUCGUCUAGCCUUGGUCUCAGCGCACGCAUGAGAGAUAGUAUACCUAUAUACUCCCCUGGGACAGCUCUCAUCGCAGGCCAUAGUCGCGAAGUCACUGAUGUAAGCUGGACACAUGACGGAGAUUUUGUUACUCUUAGCGAUGACCACUCAGCAAGGCUUUGGCGUGAGGGCCCACAGGCGAGAGCAAUGCGUACUGCAACUGAUGGGAACUCGAUGCGCGCAGGAUGGGGUUGGGCAGAUGUGGAUGAAAGCUGGGAUAAUGAUGAUGACUAAAUGUUGUUGGCCUGAUUUUCCAUGCAUAACUUGGCGUUCGAGGGUUAUAGCAUAGCGUGGCGUGAUUAAAUAAGGAUAUUAGACAAAGGUAUCGAUUCAGACGGAAUUAUCAGUUAUUGCAAUUCGAAUCCACAAUCCCACCACCAUAUAGCACUACUCAGCUCUGAGUGCAGUUUAUUGGAAUGUGGCGUACUCGUGCAAGAUAUAUUACCAUGAGCACUCUGCUAC
Molecule: messenger RNA, 2400 nt
Organism: Verruconis gallopava
Lineage: Eukaryota; Fungi; Ascomycota; Dothideomycetes; Venturiales; Sympoventuriaceae
Exons: 3
Coding region: 40-2172 (710 amino acids)
Biological process (GO): proteasome-mediated ubiquitin-dependent protein catabolic process
Cellular component (GO): nucleus
Molecular function (GO): protein binding; protein-macromolecule adaptor activity
Source: RefSeq, a predicted model, not a curated record